AUUAAACAAAAAUAUAUACAAGAAAGAAAAAGGUGCUCUAUUGAUCCAAUGUGACCCAUUCAAGAAUCCAAUUUUGUCGUUGUCAAUUUGUACAUAUACAUAUAUAAUAGGGUUCCAUUCAUUCAUUCAUUGUUUUCUGAUUGGAGGGUUAUCAGGAACUGUAAAUGUAAAUAGGAAUGGAGGUAAAGAAAGUGUAUUGCAGAAAGAAUAAAAGGCAAGUAGAUGUAGAUCAUAUACCAAAGUGUUAUCAGCUUCCUAGAACCACCCCUUCUUCCAAACCCACAACUCAAUUCGAUUUUCCUGCCUCUUCCUUUCAAGAACUGGAGCCACGUAGCCGCAAAGAGAUCGAAUCAAGUGUCUCAGUGUUGUGUUCAGAAAUGUCAAAUGGCACCAUAAGGGGUGCCAACGACCCGUCUUCUAGUGCAUCCACUGAGCCUCAAUAUAGAAGGCGAAAAACAUUGUUGAACGGCAUGGUUAGUUUGGUCACGGAUGCCAAGUUUUAUGGGCAAAAAGCACUUGUUCAACCUUGCAGUAGCAGAAAAGAUGAAGAUAAAGAUGAUACUUUGGAUCUCACUCCUAAUAGAUCACAAUUGACUGAAAGCUCUGAAAUGUUGCACUAUAAGAAACCCCCUAAAUCAUGCAAGGAGUCAUAUGCUUCCGCGAAAGGAGUAGAUGAUGCGAAUCACCAUGACCAAUUAUCUGAUAGGGGUGACUCAUCAAGUUCUAGCAGAGUAGGAACUGGUUGGACAGGGAGAGCAAGAAGCAAGCGUGAAAGAAAAAGGAAAGUUCAUUUUGAUGAGGUGACUUGCCCGUUGUAUACAUCAAGGAAAGUCCGUAGAUUCAAGAUAAUGCGUUCACUUGGACUUGCUGCACCAGUCGGAUCUCCUUUCAUUUCUUUGCAAUGAGAUCCAAGAUGUCUCUCCAGCAAUUGCAAUUAAUCCCUUUUUUGAAAUUUUAAUGUCCACAUUUUGUUUCUUUUCAAGCCUACAGUAGUAAUAAAUUUCUCUAUUGACCUAUCAUGAACACAAAGAAUACAACAUAUAUAGAGUAUGUAUAGCUGUGCAUAUUUCACUCGAGUUUGAGCUCUUAUUCUAUAAGAAUCCAUAUUGAGUUUUUGGAA
Erigeron canadensis is the source of this 1120-nucleotide messenger RNA. RefSeq lists its product as uncharacterized. Bases 177 to 905 code for a protein of 242 amino acids. The transcript is spliced from 6 exons. NCBI's taxonomy places the organism in Eukaryota, Viridiplantae, Streptophyta, Magnoliopsida, Asterales, Asteraceae. The record is from RefSeq and is a predicted model, not a curated record.